Angiostrongylus costaricensis is the source of this 1344-nucleotide messenger RNA. The record is from the annotation of a GenBank genome assembly. Lineage: Eukaryota; Metazoa; Nematoda; Chromadorea; Rhabditida; Metastrongylidae.
AUGAAAUUGUUCCAAAAACAGCUUACAUAUUCGGAAUGUACUGCGAGCAGUUCAGGUCGGUACUGUGCAGUACGUACACCAUCAUGCUGCGAGAGUCGUGAUGACGAUUGUACUGCACCAAUUCUUGGCGAUCACCUCUGUUAUUGUGAUAUGUUCUGUGACCGAGGACCGGAUGGUGGGAACGAUUGCUGUCCGGACUUUGAACCCACAUGUCGCAGUCGGAAACGAAGCGACUAUCAAGGAGAUCUGAGCGGCCAAGGUGUGUCCGGCUAUUUUUCUUCGAAAUUUUCAUUUUUGAAUUCAUGUUUGAAUGGACUAUGGAAAUGCGAUACGUCGACAUGUUUAAUCCAAGAAGAUCUCCUGGAAGAAGUGCAACGUGGCCGAUUUUCAUGGACAGCACAAAAUUACUCGUUCUUCUGGGGUCGAAGCUUGGACGAAGGCAUUAAAUAUCGCCUUGGCACCCUCUUUCCAGAACAAUCUGUUCAGAAUAUGAACGAGAUCGUCAUUAAACCUCGUGAACUCCCAAAACACUUCGACGUACGCGACAAAUGGCCAGAUUUCAUUCACGAGGUUCGAGAUCAAGGCGAUUGUGGUAGCAGUUGGGCUGUAUCCACGACGACAAUCUCAUCCGACAGGCUAUCGAUUAUAUCUGACGGUCGAAUAAAUGCCACAAUUUCACCGCAACAACUUCUCUCUUGUAAUCAACAUCGUCAACGUGGCUGUGAAGGUGGAUACCUGGACAGAGCAUGGUGGUAUAUUCGGAAGUUGGGUGUGGUUGAUGAGCACUGUUAUCCAUACGAUUCUGGUCGAACUCGUGAACCUGGAAAUUGUCAGAUCUCGAAACGAAGCUACAAGAGCGGUAAUAGCAUCACAUGUCCGGCAAAUCCCGAAUUCGACAGCAGCGUCUAUAAAAUGACGCCUCCAUAUCGUGUAUCGAGCAGGGAGGAGGACAUCAUGACGGAGAUCAUCACUAACGGACCGGUGCAGGCGACUUUCGUCGUUCAUGAAGAUUUUUUCAUGUAUGCCGGUGGUGUUUAUCGUCAUACGGAGUUGGCAGCUCGCAAAGGUGACUCAUUCACUGGACAGGGAUAUCAUGCUGUUCGAAUCCUAGGCUGGGGAGUUGACCGUUCAACCGGUCGAGAGAUUCCGUACUGGUUGGCCGCCAAUUCGUGGGGACGACAAUGGGGUGAAGACGGUUUAUUUCGUAUUGUCAGAGGAGAAAAUCAUUGUGAAAUCGAGAGUUUUGUUAUCGGUAAGUUGGUGAUGAUCUCUUUUCUUUUUUUAUUUUGUUAUUUUCUUAUUUCGCUCAACGUUUUAACAGUGCUGUUUGGGUUUGUUGAGUAA